Molecule: messenger RNA, 1951 nt
Organism: Neopsephotus bourkii (Bourke's parrot)
Lineage: Eukaryota; Metazoa; Chordata; Aves; Psittaciformes; Psittacidae
Gene: EIF2S3
Product: eukaryotic translation initiation factor 2 subunit gamma
Exons: 12
Coding region: 151-1569 (472 amino acids)
Biological process (GO): positive regulation of translational fidelity; formation of translation preinitiation complex
Cellular component (GO): eukaryotic translation initiation factor 2 complex; cytosol
Molecular function (GO): GTP binding; translation initiation factor activity; GTPase activity
Source: RefSeq, a predicted model, not a curated record
CCUCACGCCGCUCAGCGUGGCCGGUUCCGGAGCUGGGCGUCUGCCCACACCGGUCGGCGGUUACCGGGCUGAGUGCCGGCGGCGGCGGGGCCACGCAGAGCCGGAGGUCAGGCGGACGCGCAGACCGCCCAGCUUCCUCUUUGAGCCAAGAUGGCGGGGGACGAGGCGGGAGUGACUCUGGGGCAGCCGCACCUCAGCCGGCAGGACCUCGCCACGUUGGAUGUUACCAAGUUGACACCUCUUUCACCAGAAGUCAUCAGCAGGCAAGCAACAAUUAAUAUAGGUACAAUUGGUCAUGUAGCCCAUGGGAAGUCAACAGUAGUCAAAGCUAUAUCUGGAGUUCAUACUGUCAGAUUUAAAAAUGAACUGGAAAGAAAUAUCACAAUCAAGCUGGGAUAUGCUAAUGCAAAGAUUUACAAGCUGGAUGACCCAAGCUGUUCCCGGCCAGAGUGUUACCGAUCCUGUGGAAGCAGUACCCCAGAUGAGUUCCCUACAGAUAUUCCUGGCACCAAAGGGAACUUUAAACUAGUCAGGCAUGUUUCUUUUGUGGAUUGUCCUGGCCAUGAUAUUUUGAUGGCUACCAUGUUGAACGGUGCAGCAGUGAUGGAUGCAGCUUUACUGUUGAUAGCUGGUAAUGAGUCAUGCCCUCAACCCCAGACCUCAGAACAUCUAGCUGCUAUAGAAAUCAUGAAAUUGAAACACAUUUUGAUUCUACAGAAUAAGAUUGAUUUGGUGAAGGAGAGCCAGGCUAAAGAACAGUAUGAACAGAUUCUUGCAUUUGUACAAGGUACAGUUGCAGAAGGAGCUCCAAUAAUUCCAAUCUCAGCGCAGCUGAAAUACAACAUUGAGGUAGUUUGCGAGUAUAUAGUGAAAAAAAUCCCAGUCCCACUGCGAGACUUCACAUCUGAGCCAAGGCUUAUUGUAAUUAGGUCUUUUGAUGUCAACAAGCCUGGCUGUGAAGUUGAUGACCUUAAGGGAGGUGUAGCUGGUGGCAGUAUUCUAAAGGGUGUUCUAAAGGUGGGCCAGGAAAUUGAGGUCCGGCCUGGUAUUGUGUCUAAGGACAGUGAAGGAAAACUCAUGUGCAAGCCAAUCUUUUCCAAAAUUGUGUCACUCUUUGCUGAACACAAUGAUCUACAAUAUGCUGCUCCAGGAGGUCUUAUAGGUGUUGGAACUAAGAUUGAUCCAACACUGUGUCGGGCUGACCGAAUGGUAGGUCAGGUCCUUGGUGCCGUUGGAGCGCUGCCAGAAAUAUUUACAGAGCUGGAGAUUUCCUAUUUCUUGCUGAGACGACUAUUAGGUGUGCGCACUGAAGGAGACAAGAAAGCUGCUAAGGUGCAAAAAUUAUCGAGGAAUGAAGUUUUAAUGGUAAACAUAGGAUCCUUGUCUACUGGAGGGAGAGUUAGUGCAGUAAAGGCUGAUUUGGGGAAGAUUAUGCUAACUAACCCAGUAUGCACAGAAGUGGGAGAAAAAAUCGCCCUGAGUCGAAGAGUUGAGAAACACUGGCGUUUAAUUGGUUGGGGUCAGAUCAGAAGAGGAGUGACAAUCAAGCCAACUGUUGAUGAUGACUGAAGAACAAAAGAGUGUGCUUCAUUUUUAAAGAUGAAGUGCCUAUUUCUAUUUUGGAGGGGUAUAUUUUCACAGUGGAAUCGGAAGCUGUGCAAAUGUCAUCUUUGAGUUGUAUGGCUGUCCUUAUAAGUUUUAUUGAAUUUUACCCUCUUACUAAAAUACUAGUUACUAUCACCAUUAAAAAGUGUAAAAGAAUUGGCAUGUAAGUGGGUUUAACUAUCCACAUCUUGGUAGAAAAGAAUUGUACAUGUCUCAUGGAAUGUCUAAUUUAUGUUACUUUGUGUUUCAGACAUACCUGAUUAAUAUCAGUCAAGCCAACCCCAGUGUAACACACAAACCAUAAAUCUGGUAUUGAAAUAAAAUAUUGCUUAUUUUCAUUAAUACA